Molecule: messenger RNA, 942 nt
Organism: Spea bombifrons (plains spadefoot toad)
Lineage: Eukaryota; Metazoa; Chordata; Amphibia; Anura; Pelobatidae
Product: proprotein convertase subtilisin/kexin type 4-like
Exons: 1
Biological process (GO): peptide hormone processing
Cellular component (GO): Golgi membrane; trans-Golgi network
Molecular function (GO): serine-type endopeptidase activity
Source: RefSeq, a predicted model, not a curated record
ACUGUUUUGAUCCAUGCGAUCUUCUCUUUGGAGAUUUACACAAAUAGCUGGGCUGUGCACAUACCUGAUGGCUCUGUAGAGGCAGAACGUAUUGCACAGAAAUUCGGUUUCAUCAACCUUGGGCAGGUGGUGCUUGGCAGUGAUUUCUACCAUCUAUCUCAUCGUGGCAUUCAAAGGAAAUCCUUCAGCCCUCACUGGGGUAGAAACAUUCAACUGAAAAAAGAACCCAAGGUUAGCUGGUUUGAGCAGCAGACGCUGAAGAGAAGGGAGAAAAGACAGCCUGAUGUGGUUCCCACAGACCCCCUCUUCAGCUUGCAGUGGUACCUGCAUAAGGAUAUAAAUCUUGACUUAUGCAUCCAGACUGCUUGGAACCGUGGAUAUACCGGACGAGGCGUGGUGGUCACCAUUCUGGAUGACGGACUUGAAAAGGACCACCCCGAUCUCGCAUUAAACUAUGAUCCGGAAGCGAGUUACGAUUUUAAUGACAACGAUCCUGACCCUCAGCCCCGAUAUAACCCAUCUAAUGAGAACCACCACGGCUAUGGGCUCUUGCAUGCAUGGAAUUCUGGAUGCGCCGGCUGAAACAUGGGAGACAACGCAGCCUCAAAGAAAGUGCCUCAUAACAAUUGUGAGCACCCCCAAAAAAGUGUAUUCAGAUCUGAUUUUGACUUACAAUGUCACUGCCUGUUCUGGGUCCCCCAAUCACAUAACAUCCCUUGAGCAUGUCCAAGCCCAAAUGUCCCUCAGCUACAGUCCCAGAGGUGACCUGGAAAUCUAUCUUACCAGUCCUAUGGGCACCCGUUCUGUGCUAAUGGGCAAGAGACCACAUGAUACCAGCACUGAUGGGUACAAAGAUUGGUCCUUCAUGACCACACAAUCUUGGGAUGAAAAUCCAUUGGGCCUUUGGACCUUAGAAUUUAGGAACAGAGGAAGCUACACCAA